AUUUCCGAUUUUAUUUUGUGGACUGGGCUUGAAAUGGAUUAUGUAAUUAAUAAGGGGAAAAUCGAUUUCCAGGGAACAAAAAGAUGCAUCAGAGGAUGAACUGGAAAUAACUUAUUCUUCUUUUGGUUCUGCACAGUCAUCUGAGUUUAAUGAGCAUGAGUUUGAAAAUCUUUCGACUCGUGAUGAACGAAUUGAUUAUUUAUUAACUGCUCGAGAAAAAAUUAGAAGUGGUCUGAAAUUAAGAGAGGUUCCAGAUGAUUCUAAAGCAUUCAGCAAUUUGCAAAUCGAUCGAUUAUUGAAGAGAAAUCGCAUAAACGAACAGCUGCAAUUGUUCGUUUUUAAGCUAAAAGAUGAGGCCUUGAAGAAACAUAUAUUUUCGGUAGAUGAACAACAAAGUUGCUCGGGUGGUAACAUCAAAUUGGCUACAAUGGAAGGUUUGGAUAGAAUUCAUAUAAUCACAGAUGACAGUGAAGUUCAGAUAAUUGAUGAUCAAAAAGAAAAAAAGAAGAAACUUUUGAUGGACUCCUUAACUUGGCCACAUUUUAUCGAAACUGUUAGGAAAGAGAAAGAAGAAAGCGUUAAACAAGCAAGUUUUCUGGCGAAUUAA
This is a messenger RNA of Thelazia callipaeda (thelaziosis nematode), 607 nucleotides long. Lineage: Eukaryota; Metazoa; Nematoda; Chromadorea; Rhabditida; Thelaziidae. The record is from the annotation of a GenBank genome assembly.